AUGUUGGUGGUGGUGGUCGUGCUGCUGGUGGUGCUACUGGUGAUGAUGCAGCUGCUGCUGGUGCUGCUGCUGGUGCUGGUGGUGAUGCAGCUGCUGCUGGUGAUGAUGCAGCUGCUGCUGGUGAUGAUGCAGCUGCUGCUGGUGCUGCUGCUGGUGCUGGUGGUGAUGCAGCUGCUGCUGGUGCUGGUGGUGAUGCAGCUGCUGCUGGUGCUGCUGCUGGUGCUGGUGGUGAUGCAGCUGCUGCUGGUGCUGCUGCUGGUGCUGGUGGUGAUGCAGCUGCUGCUGGUGAUGGUGUUGAGAUCCUUUGAGGCGGUGAUGGUGUUGAGAUCCUUCGAGGUGGUGGUGGUGUUGAGAUCCUUCGAGGUGGUGGAGGUGCAGAGACUUUUAGAACUGGGGUCAUUAUCGCAGUUCUUGUGCGACCAUCCUUGUCCUGGGACGCCUGGCUGGCACGUGGCUGUGCCUAAUGGGGUCAGUCUGAAGCUGGACAGUAGAAAGCUCUCUCCUCAUCUCCCCUGGGAGUGA
Messenger RNA from Knipowitschia caucasica, 522 nucleotides. Lineage: Eukaryota; Metazoa; Chordata; Actinopteri; Gobiiformes; Gobiidae. The record is from the annotation of a GenBank genome assembly.